Messenger RNA from Cryptotermes secundus, 1773 nucleotides. RefSeq lists its product as uncharacterized. The transcript is spliced from 2 exons. The record is from RefSeq and is a predicted model, not a curated record. Lineage: Eukaryota; Metazoa; Arthropoda; Insecta; Blattodea; Kalotermitidae. Bases 537 to 1631 code for a protein of 364 amino acids.
GUAUUAUGAAAGUACAUGUAACUGUACAUUUUUCUUCUUCCCAAUAGUGUUUUCGUACUCAUUCGAUAGAAUUUGACCUUUUCUGGUCUAUGUCUUUUUACAGAAGUUUCAGUCGGUUUAUGCCUGUGAAGUACUGGAGUAAAUUGUGCUAAAUGAGAAGAUUAGAAGCGAUCUCGCGCUCAGAUCAGCCGAGUAAUUUUGGAUUCGCUUAAUCGCAUUGAUAAUAUUGAUGCCCAUAUUCGCAGGCGUUUCUUCGGACGUCUUUCUGCGACGACCUGUUUUUACAUUCUCGUACAGAUCCCUACCUACUUGUGGGGAUCCGUGCGCCCAACUUCAAUGCCGUUCAAUGCUUCCAGGUUCUUUCAGUUCUGUAGUUAUGUCCCACAUAUUCGUAGAAGGUAAUGUGUAGGGUGUGUGGGUGGGGUUCAUGGUGAAUGUUAGUUGUAAUUUUAUGCAUGGUCGUCAAAGAUGUUGUCACCACUGUAAUUUGUUGGAAAACGAUCAAUGCAGGCUGAGGUAGAAGCUUCGAGUCCAUAAUGGGCAGGACAAGUGAUGAGGAAGGUGAAACAUCAGCAAAAACGUGCAGGUCAGAUGAUUCAAGUGAGAGACCUCUCAAGAAAGCCCGGUAUGUAUGGCAGAUAAAGGGAAAAUACCACUUGAAGAAACCAGAGAAUGCAGAAGGAGCCAAACUCUACAUUGCUGAUGAAACAAGGACUGGAUACACACUUCAUCCUAUAGAAGUGGCACACCAUGAAACUAUAACACAGGAACAUGAUGGACACACUUUAGAUAUAGCAAAUAGUGAAGUCUCAAAACCAGAUUUUGCACAUGUGCUUUCUCCAGUCACAUCAAAGAUUCAAUCACCUAUGGAAUCUGAGGAGCUGAAUCCAAGACAGCUGCAGAAGUGGCAGGCUAGGCAGGUAGCAAGAUGUUUUGUUGAUAACACCAUCAACCGAGUUCUUGAAGAUAUGGGCUUCAUUCCAUUACCUGUUGAUGCUGAUGAUCUGAUGGAAGACUUCACAAUGUCUGGGCUUCGCAGAAAUGAGGAACACUUAGAAGAUGCAGCAGUGAGGAUGGCAAUUCAUAGUCAUGGACUUCAAAGGGCAGUGGCUGACAUGGGGGGGGGUAACCAGAAUCUUAACACUUGUGCUGUUGUGGACCCUGCUAUAUAUGACUUCUCAAUUGAUGCUGUGGGUUUGCAGAAUGGCUUCACUGAUGAUCCUAUGGACCAUAUGAAUAGAUGGUAUGUGCCAGAAUUUUGUAACCAAAAUUCUCUCCAGUCACCAGACAUAAAAAAUGUAUAUAAUGAUGAACUUGUACAUGAAGGGUUUUCUGUUGCAAGUCAGCCCAGUGUUAGUCUGAAGUGCACAAGCAAUGAACAGUUCAGUAACAGUGGUGAUAUGAACAAGACUUCCGAUAAUUUAGGAAAGGAAAUAGGACCAGAACAUGCUGAUGUGGAAACAACAGGAAUUUCAGAAGAACCACUGUUGGCAAGUGGCAUGAAUUUGGAUAAUGAAGCUGGGGAGAGAAGCUGUGCUUCAUUUGAGCAUACAGACUUCCUGGACAAGGCUGUUGCAGUUGCCAUUCAAAAGAAGGGAUUGAGCACCCUGAGUGGUGUUGAAUAUGGCUGAAAAAAUCCAGAGAAACAACAUAGCCCAUAGUGCAGUUGUGGAUUGCGAUAGAAUGGAUUCAGUGUUUAAUUUGUAUUUCAAGUCACAUGCUAGUAGUGAUGAAUGUCCAGUUGACAUGAAAUAGAACAGCGUAGUUUUUGAA